Messenger RNA from Syngnathus acus (greater pipefish), 2336 nucleotides. RefSeq names its product MON1 secretory trafficking family member A (gene mon1a). The record is from RefSeq and is a predicted model, not a curated record. The transcript is spliced from 6 exons. Lineage: Eukaryota; Metazoa; Chordata; Actinopteri; Syngnathiformes; Syngnathidae. Gene Ontology annotation, biological process: vesicle-mediated transport; protein targeting to vacuole. The coding region runs from base 165 to 1703 and encodes 512 amino acids.
GAGAACUUCAUAUCCCACAAUUUCACUUCCGCAUCCGUGCUGGCCAAAAAUGUAUCUACGGUUGACAACCAGGAAGAAGAAGAAGAAGAGACGAUUCCUCGGAGAGCAUAGCUGCAGACAGUUCUGGAAAUGAAAGGUGUGUGUAUGUGCUCGCUGUAAUAGUGAUGGAUGGAGAACGCCAACGACCAUCUGUGCCAUGGGAGAAUGGUACCCUGACACCUGGGCACCAUCUUUGUAUUGAGAGAGCUGACAGUCCUACACCAGGUUUGGUGGAGGGCACAGAACCAGGUGCAGGUCAGAAAAGCGCCAUGUUUGUCCACGCGCAGUCCUUUGAGGAUCUGACCGCAGAGGCCGAAGAGGCUCGCAGGGAGGCCGAGAUGCUCAAAUCCCAAGAGUGUGGCGAGGGUAUCAGAGCGCUUGUGAAAGAGCAACACAAAAGUCCUUCAGACUGCAGGACCAAAGAGGAAGAUGUGUUCAGCGAGGCAUGGAGGAGCCACAAGAAGCACAUGUUUGUGCUGAGCGAGGCAGGAAAGCCAAUUUACAGCCGCUACGGCACAGAAGAGGCCCUGUCCAGCACCAUGGGAGUCAUGAUGGCCCUCGUAUCUUUUGUCGAGGCCGAGAACAACGUCAUCCGCUCCAUCCAUGCAGAUGGUUGCAAAGUGGUUUUCCUCACCAAGAGUCCACUGGUCCUGGUGGGCGUGUCCCGCACGUGUCUGUCAGACAAAGAGCUGCUGAGAGAGCUGCAGUAUGUCUACUAUCAGAUUGUCAGCCUGCUCACCCUCACCCAGCUCAACCACAUCUUCCAACACAAGCAGAACUAUGACUUGCGUCGCCUGCUGGCCGGCUCCGAGUACCUCACCGAUAACCUUCUGUAUCGGCUGGACCGCGACCCGGGCCUGCUGCUCAGCGCCGUCACCUGCCUGCCGCUGCCCAGCUCGUCCCGGGACAUCAUCUCGUCCAGUCUGCAGGCCGCCAAAUCCAAAAAUCUCGUCUUCUCCAUUCUUCUGGCCGGAGACCGCCUGGUUACUCUGGUUCGGAAAAAGGACCAGUUCCUACACCACAUAGACUUGCACCUGGUCUUUAACCUGGUUGGCUCCUCUUCAUCGUUUCGAGAGGGAGAAGGCUGGACGCCUAUCUGUCUGCCAAAGUUCAACACCGCGGGAUUUUUCCAUGCUCACAUUUCCUAUUUGGAACCUGCUUCGGAGCUGUGCCUUAUCCUGGUCUCAACUGACCGAGAGGACUUUUUCAACAUGUCUGACUGCAAGCAGAAGUUUCUCGACAGGCUGAAUAAGCGCAGUGCUUAUCAAGCCCUGAAGGAGGCGCUCAAGUCUCGCAGCUAUUCGGUGGAUCAAGUGGGCAUUCCUGAACUCAGGCACUUCAUGUACAAAUCAAAGAGCUCUGGGCUGUAUACCAGUCCAGAGUUUCCUCUGUUGUACCAGUCCGAGGAAGAGCAGGAGAGGCUCAUGGCUUCGUACCAGGACCUUCACAGUUACGUGCACCAUCCGACACGACCCGUACGCUCCUACUACCGCUGUGGUGAAACUGAAAACAUGAUGGCAUGGGUGACUAGUGGCUUUGAGCUUUACCUGUGCUUCAGUCCCCUGGGCACAAAGGCGUUGGCCGUUUCGGCUGUCAACAAACUACUGAAAUGGAUUAGGAAGGAGGAGGAUCGACUCUUCAUCCUGAGUCAUUUAACGUACUGACGUUUGUCUGUGUAAAGCCUGAACAUGUUUCGGGUUUAUGCCUAAAUUCAGUAUCAAAGCUAUGCACGCCUAGUUGCCAUUAAAUUAACAGUAAAAGCAGGUAUAUGGCUGAGAUUUUUUUUUUUAAAGCCAUAUCUUAUUUUUAUUACUUUUAGUAUGGUUAAGAACUGUUUGUAGCACCCACAACACACCUUACAUGACUUACAAAAGUUUUUAACUCGAACUCUCCUGUACCACAUCAGUGAUAACUGGAAUUCUUCUAUUGUAACGAUGAGUAACUGCAUUCCUGUUUUUGUUUUGCAUAUGAUGACCGUUAAUUGGGACGACCACGAUCAUACUUACAUUAUGGUAUGUUCAUGCAUGAAAUGACACUUCACAGAAACGUCAUGGAUCACAAUUGUGGGUUGUAUGAACUGUAAGGUCAUCAGUUUCUUGUGUGUUUUAAUUAGAAUACCGCUGCACUUACGUAUCGAUGAAAAUGCUUUAAUCAGUUUGCAUUUGAGUAAACUUCAUCUCUUUUGGUCCACAUUUUUAUGCUUUAACUGAUGGCAAAGUUCAAAGGCAAUUAAAUGAUUUAGGACCGUAAAUAAAAUAAAAAAAAAUACUGUGUAUAAAUAAAAGUAUUAAACAGUG